Molecule: messenger RNA, 2230 nt
Organism: Ruditapes philippinarum (Manila clam)
Lineage: Eukaryota; Metazoa; Mollusca; Bivalvia; Venerida; Veneridae
Product: steroid 17-alpha-hydroxylase/17,20 lyase-like
Exons: 11
Coding region: 173-1681 (502 amino acids)
Molecular function (GO): oxidoreductase activity, acting on paired donors, with incorporation or reduction of molecular oxygen; iron ion binding; heme binding
Source: RefSeq, a predicted model, not a curated record
UAAAAUCGAUUGUUACGUCAGUAAGUGUCAUUCGACAACCUAUAUAAAUGCCCGAUCUCUCUGCAAACCAUUUUAAUACUUCCCCUUCGGAGAGGUAAAUCCCUUUAUGUUCAUUGUUGUUGCAUACGUUUUGGAUUUGUAGAUUACAGAUAACAUAUUUUGAUAUACCAGCAUGCUUCUGGAAAUGCUGUUGACAGGUUCGAUCGGUACAACAUGUCUUGUUGCCGCAGUUACGGGGCUCGUUGUGUAUUGGUUGAUUCAGAAAUGGAAGUACAAAUAUCCGCCUGGUCCACCAGCGUGGCCUCUCAUCGGAAACCUAUUACAUGUUGAUGCUAAAAAAAUGCACGAACAAGCAUUUGAGUGGUCCAAGAAGUAUGGACCGGUUAUCACAAUUAGAUUAGGUCCAAUGCCGUUAGUAUUUGUCAACACCAUAGAUACAGCUUUAGAGGUUUUGGUUAAGAAGUCUACAGACUUUGCGUCAAGAAAGAGUAUGCCGUCUACUGAUUUAUUCACGGAUGGUGGGAAAGAUAUUGCCUUAAGUGACUAUGGACCAACAUGGAAACUUCACAGAAAAAUUGCUUCAAAGGCAUUGCGAAAUUACUUGCAAGGGGACGCUUUAGAACAUAGAUUAUUUGACGCAGUAAAUGCUGCGUUUGUUGAAAUCGAUAAAAUCUCUGGUCAGUUUGAUCCCGGACAGUACAUCAACUUUAUUGUUACCAACAUUCUGACGAGCAUGUGCUUUGGUGGAAAAUAUGAUUUCAACGAUAAAGAAAUGAAUAACCUUUUAAAAAUGCAAGAUGAAGUGGUUGAAAACUUCAACGCAGGCACCCUUGAAGAUUUUAUACCAGGUCUAAGAUAUGUGUACAAGUCGAAGUCAUUCAAAGAAUUGGAGAGAUUAAAAGAUUGUCUAAUAGAAGGUUUCAUUAGGAGAAAAUACAAGGAAAGAGAGUCAACGUUUAACAAAGAUGACGUGCGGCAUUUUUCUGACAACUUGAUACUUGCUCGCAUGGAGGCAGAAAAAGAGGAGGGAAAGCAAGCACUCGGUGCCCUUGAUGAAGAUCAUCUAAUUCAGACGCUUGCUGAUAUAUUUUUCGCUGGCAUAGAUGCAUCGCGAUUUACACUCAAGUUUGCUCUGUUGCACAUGGUCGCAUUUCCAGAUAUUCAAAGAAAGGUCCAAGAGGAGAUAGAUAACGCCGUCGGAAGGGACAGAUUGCCGGGAGUGGCAGAUCGGCCAAAUCUUGGUUACACCGAAGCUGUGAUGCAUGAAAGUAUGCGCCUAGCAACCGUUGGUCCAACCGGACUUUUCCAUGAAUCCUCUUGUGAUUCGGAAAUUUGUGGCUACAGAAUUCCUAAAGGAACAUGCGUAGUCAUCAAUCACUGGGCGCUUCACAACGACCCAAACGCCUGGGAUGAUGUUGAUAGGUUUAUUCCAGAGAGAUAUUUAGAUGAAGACGGUAGACUAGGGCCAAAGCCAAAAAGUUGGUUGCCAUUUUCGGCGGGAACAAGGGUGUGUCUCGGCGAAUUUGUUGCAAAGCCCAUGCUUCAUUUAAUAUUUGCAAGUUUGAUGCAACGCUAUAAAUGGAAAAUGGAGUCUGGAAUAUGUCCAGAUAUAACUCCAGUUGGAACAUCUAUUUCUUUGUCAAGCAAGCCAUACAAAGUCAUUGCUGAAAGGAGAAUAUAAUCCUUACAUGUUCCAAGACAAAUUGUUCAGAUAUUGUCUAUAACUGUGUACUUUUGAUAGUAUCUAGAAUAUUAUAUUUUGCAAUUGUAUAGAAUUGAAUAUAUUUAUUAAUUGUUUAUUUAGUAAAAAACAAAAAUAAAUGAUAAUUACAAAUGUUCCGUAAGAAACGGACAACUUCUCUUAAAAGAUUUAAGCAGUAAGAGUCAAGUGACUGUAGGGCUCAGUUUCAAAAAAUAUUUGUUGUUGAGAAAUUGACAAAAUGUAUCUUAUUCUGAAAAACAUCUGUUUAUCGUUACACAAACAAAAGAAAACACUAUAUCAUAGCUUAAAUGUGUUAAUGUUUUUUUUCUCGUUUUUUUUCGCAUGUUCGCUUUUCUGCAUGUAAUAUCUUUGUUCCAUUGCACUGUUGCAUUGUUAUAUUUUACAUUGCUACAGUUUUUGCUUUUUUAUGCGAGAUGGCAACAAAAUAUUGGUUAUCCCCUAAUAAUAAACAGAUUGGUGAGAUGUAUGCAAAUUAUUAGUGACAAUAAAGUUGUACAACUACUUAUA